This is a messenger RNA of Dracunculus medinensis (Guinea worm), 354 nucleotides long. NCBI's taxonomy places the organism in Eukaryota, Metazoa, Nematoda, Chromadorea, Rhabditida, Dracunculidae. The record is from the annotation of a GenBank genome assembly.
AUGAGUGAUUGGCUGCAUUGCAAUAAUUGCUUUCAUUUGCCGGGACAAAAGAACGAGAAUCUUCCAUUUUUCUUCACGUCUUGCGGACAUCUGAUUUGUCGCAAAUGUCUUUCGACAACAGCAUCAGUCGGUGUUUGUCGUAUUUGUCAAAAAAGGGCAUCCAUUAUUGAAAUAAAUCGAAAUCUUCGAGCCGAUCUUCAGAUGUAUUUUCGAAAUCCAAAAGAUCUUCUAGAGCAAUACGUAAAAAAUCUUAAUGUAGUGCUUGAGUUUCAAGGUGGACAUCGAAACCGACUUGCGAAAGCACUUCAAGAACAAGUAGGUAAUUUUUUACUAAUUCAGAUAGGCGUUCUAUAG